CAGGGUCGUUACAGUAAAGUGACUCGUGCCAGCUUCUAACCAUAACAACCAAGUAUUGGGGAGUAAUGCGGUCCUGACCUGCGUUUAGUAUUUCAGCUCUAUUAAUAGUCACCUCUUCACCACGGAGACACACACACACACACACACACACAGAGCUCUCCGGCAGGCCUCAAAUAUCACCAUCGACCGCCACCGAGUCGGGGAUCAGACCUGCUGCAGAGGCAUCGCCAGCGUUACUGAUUCUUUGUGCUCAGCGACUCAGCUGCUGUUUAACUGGAGGUUGUUUAAAGGCGGAAAAAGGCAGCAAACCUCCUCCUCUUCCUCUGCCAGCCUCUAUUUCCUCUGGAGAAAGAAGGGCCAGUCGGCGUGUGCUGCGGCGGAGGAAAGGUGGUUGACAGCUCCUGAGAGACCGGAGCUCCUCAGACAGCUUAGCGACAGUCCCGUCGCAGGCUCUCCGGGAGGCUGUUUGGAUAUUUGGGUGCAGCCAUGUCACCGUUCCUGCGGAUCGGGUUUUCCCAGUUCGAGAUCGAUCCCGGUCUGGCUUACCAUGAAGAGGUGCUGAACCCAUACUGUGCUGUUUACAUGAAGGAGGCCAUUGACACAGAAAAGGGCCAAGUGUACAAGCAGAAGAAGCCCACCAUGUACCCGCCGUGGAGCACCACGUUUGACGCCCACGUCCACCGCGGCCGCAUCAUGCACGUGAUGGUGAAGGACCGGACGGCGGAGCUGAAGUCCGAGGCCACGGUGGCUCUGGACUCGCUGGCGACGCGGUGCAAGAAGGAGAACGGCAAGCUGGAGAUCUGGCUGGAGCUGAAGCCACAGGGCCGCCUGCGGAUGGAGGCCAGAUAUUAUCUGGAGAAAAGUGAUGCUGCAGGUCAGACUGAGGGCGACCCAGAGGAGACCCAGGAGAGAGAGGGUCUGUUCGCGCUCCACCAUCGGCGAGGUGCCAUCAAACAGGCCAAAAUCCACGUGGUCAAAUGUCACGAGUUCAGCGCCACGUUCUUCCCUCAACCGACCUUCUGCUCCGUCUGCAAAGAGUUCGUCUGGGGUCUGAACAAGCAGGGGUACCAGUGCAGACAGUGCAACGCAGCCAUUCACAAAAAAUGCAUAGACAAAGUAAUCGCCAAGUGCACCGGGUCGGCCAUCAACAGCAAAGAAACUAUGAUCCACAAGGAGCGCUUCAAGAUCGACAUGCCCCACAGGUUCAGGGUCUACAACUACAAAAGUCCCACGUUCUGUGAACACUGCGGCACUCUGCUGUGGGGGCUCGCCAAGCAGGGGCUCAAAUGUGAGGAAUGCAGCAUGAACGUCCAUCACAAAUGCCAGAAGAAAGUAGCCAACCUCUGCGGGGUCAACCAGAAGCUGAUGGCUGAGGCUCUGGCCGUCAUCGAGAGCCAACAGCAGGCCCGAAGCACCAGAGAACCUGAUAUCAUCGGUCGAGAAGGUCCGGUGGGCGUCGGCCAGCCGGGGGUGGUCCGAGCUCCAUCGGGGUUAGUAACCAGCACGGCGGCUGCAGCUACGCCUGCAAACAAAGAGGUGCAGGGGGUUGCGUGGGACGGACCGGGGGACGUCGGCAGGAUGAUGGCGGAGGCGUCGACAGGAGACGACCCUCUGUACGCCGUCCCCAAUAAGGAACGCCAGUCCAAGUUCAGCGUCGACGACUUCAUCCUGCACAAGAUGCUCGGGAAGGGCAGCUUCGGAAAGGUGUUUUUAGCCGAGCUGAAGAAGAGCGGGAAGUUCUUUGCGGUGAAGGCUCUGAAGAAGGACGUGGUGCUGAUGGACGACGACGUCGAGUGCACCAUGGUGGAGAGGAGGGUCCUCUCGUUGGCCUGGGAGAAUCCUUUCCUCACACACCUUUACUGCACCUUCCAGACCAAGGAGAACCUCUUCUUCGUGAUGGAGUACCUGAACGGAGGAGACCUCAUGUUCCACAUCCAGAACUGCCACAAGUUUGACCUGCACAGAGCCACUUUCUACGCAGCCGAGAUCGUCUGCGGACUCCAGUUCCUGCACUCUAAAGGAAUCAUUUACAGGGAUCUGAAGCUGGAUAACGUGCUGCUGGACUCUGAGGGUCACAUAAAGAUAGCGGACUUUGGGAUGUGUAAGGAGAACAUGCAGGAGGACUUGCGGACGUCCACCUUCUGCGGGACGCCCGACUACAUCGCCCCCGAGAUCCUGCUGGGUCAGAAGUACAACAGCGCCGUGGACUGGUGGUCGUUCGGGGUUCUGCUGUACGAGAUGCUGAUCGGUCAGUCUCCGUUCCACGGUCGAGACGAGGAGGAGCUGUUUCAGUCCAUACGAACGGACAACCCCGUCUAUCCACGCUGGCUCACCAAAGACGCCAAAGACAUUCUGGUCAAGCUGUUUGUGAGGGAGCCAGAGGAGCGACUGGGAACGAAGGGAAACAUCAGACAGCACAGUUUCUUCAGCAGCACCGACUGGGAUAGCCUGGAACAACGGCAGGUUGCGCCGCCCUUCAGGCCAACUUUAACGUCGCCCAGUGACUGCAGUAACUUCGACAAAGAGUUCAUCAACGAGAAGCCACGGCUGUCGUGUGCCGACCGGACGCUCAUCAACAGCGUUGACCAGACGAUGUUCAGAAACUUCUCCUUCGUCAACCCGGGGAUGAAUCGCAUUGCAGCGCGCUGACAUCCCCCCCGACCAGCAACCUACAACUACCUACAGGCAACCAGUACUUACUGGAACCAACUCAAACUGAAGAGACUUUAGACCGCGAAUGUCACAAAACUCAACUGUCCAUAAACAUGAUAACCACUAAAGGGGGGGGUCCUGGGUGCUCAACUGUCGCAGCCUCUUUGUCGCAUGUCUUUUCUGUCACUCUCCGUUUAAUGAUGUAAGGUAAAUAAAAUGAUACAGUAUACACAAUAAUCUUUUUAAAAAAAACAGACGACAAAAACGUCUGAGCUGAGACGGAGAGACAAGAAGACUCUUUAUGUAAAUAAUCCGUCUGUUGUUCGUUCUUUGGGUUCCCGUUACAAAACCGAAACAUAUUAAAUAAUCAAUUUUUUUGUGUUUUUAAAAAAGAAAACUGGAAGUUUUUUUGUUUUAUUUAUUUAUUUUGUUUGUGCUGCAGAGUUAUCAUUUUGUAUUUUUAUUUUGUUUUGAAGUGUCAGUAUUAGUUUUAUUGUUAUAAUAAUAUGAAUAAGAAUCAGGGGUAUCUGUGAAGCAGUGACUGAGCCACCGUGCUAACAAAAGAAAAACUUAAAUUUUCUCUGUUUUAAAACAGAAAAACGCCUUUUUUAAAUUUGUUUUUCUGUUUUUCUGAUUUGGUUUUGAAACCAAAGAACGAACGAUUUACGGAUUAUAAAUAAUAACAGUUUACCUGACGUCCAUUAUGUUGCCUCGUGUGUAACUCAUAGUGGCGUUAAACUUUAUCGCGAUUUAACUCCAACACAAACAUUUCCGCUGCCUUUCAGUUUAUAAGCAUAUAAUAAAUUACUGUGUAGAAUUCCCCGUAACGUCUGCUAUCAGGGUGUUAAUCAGUAGAAUAAUGUGUUGUAAUGAACUUACGGUGCCUCAUAAUACUUUAUGAAGUUCUUCAAGUAAAGCAAACCGCCAAAUUAAAUGUAUUUCCUGUUGUUGUUUGAUCUCCUGUCCUAUUCCAUUGCUGAAAGAGUCUUUUUUAAGGGUACAGAUGUUAGAAAUCCGUCGCUGUGUAAAUAGUUGUACUGUAAGUUGAUGUUCAAUCACUGUUCAUGUUUACGUGUUAUCUUAUCGUACCUCAGGAGUUUUAUUGAUCCCUGCAUACUGUAGUUUUUAUUGUUCUCUUCAUUGUGAAUCCUGUACAAUAAAAUGUGGUUUUUUUU
This is a messenger RNA of Dicentrarchus labrax (European seabass), 3827 nucleotides long. RefSeq names its product protein kinase C, theta (gene prkcq). The coding region runs from base 487 to 2649 and encodes 720 amino acids. Lineage: Eukaryota; Metazoa; Chordata; Actinopteri; Moronidae. Gene Ontology annotation, biological process: intracellular signal transduction; peptidyl-serine phosphorylation. The record is from RefSeq and is a predicted model, not a curated record. Gene Ontology annotation, molecular function: ATP binding; diacylglycerol-dependent serine/threonine kinase activity. The transcript has 18 exons.